This is a messenger RNA of Lindgomyces ingoldianus, 729 nucleotides long. RefSeq lists its product as uncharacterized. The record is from RefSeq and is a predicted model, not a curated record. Gene Ontology annotation, molecular function: acyltransferase activity, transferring groups other than amino-acyl groups. The coding region runs from base 1 to 729 and encodes 242 amino acids. NCBI's taxonomy places the organism in Eukaryota, Fungi, Ascomycota, Dothideomycetes, Pleosporales, Lindgomycetaceae. The transcript has 2 exons.
AUGCCCCUAUCCCUCACCGUCGUCAAGGAAGCCCCUGAAUUCUCAGAUAUCUGGCCUGUCCUCUUCGAAGCCUACCAAAAACCCUACAAUCCCUUCUUCAAACACUUUAACCCGAUCCAUACAACUGAACAAGCCGCCUUACAAGCCUCCAAAGAGCGCCAUAUCAAGCAGUGGUACGACGAUCUUAAGUGCCACUGGAUCAAAAUUACAGAUACCGAUACUGAGGACGUAAUUGGAGCAGCAUGCUGGCUAAUUCAUGAUCAGCCGGCGCUCGACGAAGUCCCUGGGCUAAUAAAUGCAUACUGGCAUGAAGAGGGAAGUGUGGAAAAGAGAUUUGCGGAGAAGUUGAUUGGAGAGGGAUUGGGGGGUUUUAUUACUAAGAGGAUGGCUGGAAAGAGAUAUUGUGGUAUUCCAGAACUCGACCAAAUCAUAGUGCACUCAAAACACCGCAAUCGCGGAGCGGCACGCAUGAUGAUCAAAUGGGGGACAGAUAUUGCUGAUGAGAUGGGAUUUGAAUGCGUGAUUGGGUCAACCCCAUUUGCAAGGGCGGCGUAUGAGAGGUGUGGCUUUACGAUGGCGGCUAUCAUCAACCCGGAUUUGGAUAUUGAGAGUCCUUGCGAGAGGUGGAAAGAGUACCAGAUGGAGGACUUGCAUGCGUAUAUGAUGUGGAGGCCUGUGGGGCAUGACUUUGUAAACGGUCAGGGUGGGAUUCCGUUUGAAGACAUAUGA